Boeremia exigua is the source of this 3455-nucleotide messenger RNA. RefSeq lists its product as uncharacterized. The record is from RefSeq and is a predicted model, not a curated record. Gene Ontology annotation, molecular function: P-type calcium transporter activity; ATP binding; ATP hydrolysis activity. Gene Ontology annotation, cellular component: membrane. NCBI's taxonomy places the organism in Eukaryota, Fungi, Ascomycota, Dothideomycetes, Pleosporales, Didymellaceae. The transcript has 3 exons. Gene Ontology annotation, biological process: calcium ion transmembrane transport; intracellular calcium ion homeostasis. The coding region runs from base 229 to 3246 and encodes 1005 amino acids.
AGAGGUUUCUUCACCGUCCUUCCUUCAGAAACCACCGUCGGCAGCUUUUGCAGCAGAGCGACGACCCGAGUACCCUUGCGCCUAGAAUUGGGGGAAGUGUACCGCAGUUCUAUCUUCGACGACGUCAGACCCCGCACAUUCUCUCAACGCCCACGCGCCGUAUAGAUUGCUAGACCGUCGCCGACACUCCACAAGCUCGUGUCACAGGGCGACUGGUGCACAUUCAGCAUGGACAACGCGUACACAAGAACGCCUGCCGAGGCGCUCAAGCACUUCCAGGUCACAGAGGAGAAGGGUCUAUCAGGACAGCAGGUCGAGAGCCUGAGGGAAAAGCACGGCAAAAAUGCUUUGCCCGAGGAGCCGCCCACACCGAUCUGGGAGCUCAUCCUUGAGCAGUUCAAGGAUCAGCUAGUCAUAAUAUUGCUCGGAUCCGCAGCAGUAUCCUUCGUACUUGCGUUAUUCGAUCAAGAGGAGGGCUGGACAGCAUUCGUGGACCCAGCAGUUAUCCUCACCAUUCUCAUCCUGAACUCUGUUGUCGGCGUCUCGCAAGAAACCAGUGCCGAGAAGGCCAUCGCCGCGCUCCAAGAAUACUCAGCAAACGAAGCCAAGGUGGUCCGCGAUGGCGCAAUCAAGCGCAUCAAGGCUGAUGAUCUGGUCCCAGGAGAUAUCGUAUCAGUGGCUAUUGGCGACAGAAUUCCUGCAGACUGCAGGAUCCUUUCGAUUUCGAGCAACAGCUUUAUGGUCGACCAGUCUAUUUUGACUGGUGAGAGCGAGAGCGUGAACAAGGACAUCCGGAUUGUUAAGGAUGAGAGCGCAGUCAAGCAGGAUCAGAUCAACAUGCUUUUCUCAGGAACCACAGUUGUCACCGGCCACGCGAACGCGCUGGUCGUUCUGACUGGCCCGAACACCGCCAUCGGAGACAUCCACGACAGCAUCACUUCGCAGAUCUCGCAGCCGACUCCCCUCAAGGAGAAGCUCAACGACUUCGGUGACCAGCUCGCCAAGGUCAUUACCGCUAUCUGCAUUCUCGUCUGGCUCAUCAACAUCCGCAACUUCAGCGACCCGUCUCACGGAGGCUUCACCAAGGGUGCUAUCUACUACCUUAAGAUCGCUGUCUCGCUCGGUGUGGCUGCUAUUCCUGAGGGCCUUGCCGUCGUUAUCACAACCUGCUUGGCUCUGGGAACCCGCAAGAUGGCUGCAAGGAAUGCCGUUGUUCGCAGUCUUCCCUCUGUGGAGACUCUGGGAAGCUGCAGUGUUAUCUGCUCUGACAAGACCGGUACCCUGACCACUAACCAGAUGAGCGUCAACAAGGUUGUUUUCAUCAACGAAGCCGGCAACGGUCUCGAGGAGUUCGACAUUGAGGGAACUAGCUUCGCUCCUGUUGGUCAAAUCUCGUUCAACGGAAAGCCUAUCGAGAAUCUCGCAGCAUCUUCCGCUACCGUUCGCCAGAUCUGCGAGGUAUCAGCACUCUGCAAUGACGCAUCUCUGGCUUACGACUCCAAGAACGGCACAUAUGGCAUCGUCGGUGAGCCCACUGAAGGCGCUCUUCGCGUUCUGGCUGAGAAGAUCGGUACUCCUGACGCAAGACUCAACCUGAGCAAGACCAGCUUCUCACCUGAAGACAGCAUCCACUUCUCCAGCAAAUACUAUGAACAGCACGCCAGCCGUCAAGCUACGUAUGAGUUCUCCCGUGACCGUAAGAGCAUGUCUGUCUUGGUCAACAGCCAACAAGGUGGUGCUCAAAAACUUCUGGUCAAGGGCGCUCCUGAAUCUAUUCUUGCCCGCUGCACAUCUGUCCUGGUUGGAAAAGACGGAAAGAAGGUCCAAUUGAACAACCAGCUGGCCGACCUGAUUCAACAAGAAAUCGUUGACUACGGUAACCGCGGUCUUCGUGUGAUCGCCAUUGCCUCUGUUGACAACAUCUCGAACCCUCUUUUGACCAAGGCUAAGACUACCAAGGAGUACGCUCAGCUUGAGCAGAACAUGACACUCAUCGGUCUUGUUGGCAUGUUGGACCCGCCUCGCCCAGAGGUUCGCGCUUCUAUUCAGCAAUGUCGCUCGGCCGGUAUCCGCGUUAUUGUCAUCACUGGUGACAACCAGAACACCGCUGAGGCUAUCUGUAAACAAAUUGGAGUCUUCGGUCAGAACGAGGACCUCACUGGCAAGAGCUACACUGGACGUCAGUUCGAUAGCCUGAGCGAGGCCGAACAGAUGGAAGCCGCGAAGAACGCUUCUUUGUUCUCCCGCGUUGAGCCCACCCACAAGUCGAAAUUGGUUGAUCUUCUCCAGCAAGCCGGCGAGGUUGUCGCUAUGACCGGUGACGGUGUCAACGAUGCACCGGCGCUCAAGAAGGCGGAUAUUGGUGUCGCCAUGGGCUCUGGUACUGAUGUCGCUAAGCUUGCCGCCGAUAUGGUUCUGGUUGACGACAACUUUGCCACCAUCGAGGGCGCUGUUGAGGAGGGUCGCUCCAUCUACAACAACACCCAGCAGUUCAUCCGCUACCUCAUCUCGUCCAACAUCGGAGAGGUCGUCUCUAUCUUCCUCACUGCCGCCGCGGGUAUGCCCGAGGCCCUUAUCCCUGUCCAGCUUCUUUGGGUCAACCUUGUCACCGAUGGUCUUCCCGCAACAGCGCUCUCCUUCAACCCUCCUGACCAUGACAUCAUGAGACGCCAGCCCCGCAAGCGUGACGAGGCUCUCAUCAGUGGCUGGCUGUUCUUCCGUUACAUGGUUAUCGGUACCUACGUCGGCGCAGCCACUGUUGGUGGUUACGCAUGGUGGUUCAUGUUCAACCAGGAGGGUCCCCAGAUCUCCUUCUACCAGCUCAGCCACUUCCACCGUUGCUCCACUCAGUUCUCCGAGAUUGGUUGCGAGAUGUUUGCCGACUCCUCCGCACAGGCUGCUUCCACCGUCUCGCUUUCCAUCCUCGUCGUCAUCGAGAUGCUGAAUGCUAUGAACGCCCUCAGCUCUUCAGAAUCCCUGCUCACCCUGCCGCUUUGGAAGAACAUGAUGCUUAUUUACGCUAUCUGCCUGUCAAUGGCGCUGCACUUUGCGCUCCUCUACAUCCCCUUCCUGCAGGGUCUGUUCAGCGUUGUGCCGCUCAACUGGAACGAAUGGAAGGCUGUGCUGAUCAUCAGUCUGCCUAUCAUCCCUCUUGACGAGGGCCUCAAGGCCCUCGAGCGCAAGUUCUUCAUCCAAACAACUCACGUCGACGACGUUGUGCAGAACGGACGGCCGAAGAAGGAGUAGAAGAAUGGAGAGGUGUUUAAAUCCCGCUUGUAUGGGUGAAAGAAGAGUUUGUGUACCAUAUUGGUCAUGCAUAUAGAGAGCAAGAGGCAGACAACGGCGCGUCAAUGCGUUAGACAGUGAUCUCUGUCCAGCAAUUGGCGGAGGCGAGGGCUUGUGUAUAUUCUGCAUGUUAAGAAAUAGAUUCGUACUACACUCCACUUUUUACCGUC